Marasmius oreades (fairy-ring Marasmius) is the source of this 1795-nucleotide messenger RNA. RefSeq lists its product as uncharacterized. Gene Ontology annotation, biological process: regulation of DNA-templated transcription. NCBI's taxonomy places the organism in Eukaryota, Fungi, Basidiomycota, Agaricomycetes, Agaricales, Marasmiaceae. The transcript has 5 exons. The coding region runs from base 183 to 1499 and encodes 438 amino acids. The record is from RefSeq and is a predicted model, not a curated record. Gene Ontology annotation, molecular function: zinc ion binding; DNA-binding transcription factor activity, RNA polymerase II-specific.
UUUUAUUUUAGGUUGGUCGUUUUUUCAUCAUGUGAUGGAUCCUCCUCACUGUAACCGAGGGACCCGUUAUGAUAUAUAACUGGGCGUUGUAGGCUUUCAUAUCCUCUUUGUUGCCGAAUGACCCUUGAUAGACACUUUAUCGAAUCUUUUCUUGGGCUUUCACUGUUUCCACUAUCCCCGGGAUGUCACAAUCUGAUACGACUGAGGAGUACUCUGGACGGACUUCCCUCGGGUGUUGUCCGGUUUUACGAGCAGACCUAGUCCACGAUGGCGCGAGUGGUCAGCAACGACUAGCAUAUUAUUGGCAACUCCAAUAUUAUAACGAUGUGCAGGAUGUAUCCGAGCUCAUCAACUUGCCUUCGAGUUUUGCCCAGACUGUGCAGGAAGAAAACGAUGUCUUUUACGCGACUUUUCCUAGCGCAAAGCCUCCCCUCGAUGUCUCUGGAAUGGUUCUCGGUGUAAUUUCAGAAAAUGGCUACCAUGACGGACUUGGAUUCUUCCCACCAGGAUGUGAUAUUGCCGGUGCUGAAAAAUCUGACUUGCCAAUCCACACAGUGGGCGUAGGUGCACUCAAACUUGGUAAACCCGAGCAUGCCGCAGGUUGGAGCAACGCUUGUUCGACUGUUACCAUCAACACGUUAACUCGAAGCCCCAUUGAGCAAAUCGACGUAUCGCCCGACCGACAUUCUUCACAUUGGGACAACGACUCUGCGAGUGACAUGACACCUUCGUCCCCUUAUUCUUCGAAUGCUGAUGGGCCAACGUCAACGGGUGACGAUUUUGAGGUUUCUGAUUCGGAAGCUCAUGGCUGCGAGGCUGAAGCCGACUACCAUAGUCAAGGACUUGAGGGUCAUCCACACCAUAGCCGCCUCUCCACACCUCUCCAUAUGGGCGCCUCUGCCACCCCAUCGACGACCUCCCCCCGUGGGGAAGGCGGGGGGUCCGUACAAGACCUGGAUCUAAGACCCUCUCAAGCUACCGGUACCUGGCCUUCCCUCAAAGUUCGUAGGAACGGCAGUGUAUCCCUAUCACUCUCAGCGAAUGCUGGCGGCGGCGACUCUUCAAUACAUACGAGCCUGACCACUUACGGUCGUCGCUCCACUACACUUCCGGCGCCAUCAUCAAACCAAAAUUCAGGAUCGAUUACCCCAGCUUCGUCAUCACAAGAUCCUUCCGCCACCUCGUCUUCGAACCUGAUGCCACUCAGUCCCUUACCGUCCCACCGAAGGCCUAUUGAGAAGAAGAAGACCCAGACGUUGGCAUGUAAUUUCUGUCGGGGAAGAAAGAUUGCAUGCGGGCCUCCACUUCCUGGAACAGUAGAGAAAACAUGCAAUCAAUGUCAACGACGGUCUCUGAAGUGUGUCUUCCCUACCGAAAGUCGGCGUGGUGUACGAAAGAAGAAACUCUCCGCCGCUCCAAAUGGAACUGACAUGGACACCGUUUCCGCGUCUCAGCCACUCGACAGCCAAGGUCCGGGCACGCUUGAAGGAGAAGGAUGAUGACGUAGAAGUUGAGCUCUCAUGAUCAAUGCUUCCGGCUCCCUUUCAUGUUUUUAAUGCAUUGGAACAGAAGCCUACAUACUAGUCAGCACAGUUAUUAGUAUUGCUAUGUCCACACGUCAACUUGAAUGAUUCUCUCUUUUUCCCCACGGGAUGUUCAUAGAUGUAUUCGCAUUUGUAUCCGAUCUCGCAGUGUUUUGUAGUACGCUUUGUCCGCACCCGCCUGCUUUCCUUCCCCAAUGUUUUCGUGCCGUUUUCAUGUCCAUACAGCUGUAACAAUAUAAUGAAUCUGAUCC